Molecule: messenger RNA, 516 nt
Organism: Darwinula stevensoni
Lineage: Eukaryota; Metazoa; Arthropoda; Ostracoda; Podocopida; Darwinulidae
Source: the annotation of a GenBank genome assembly
AUCGCAUCUGCAGGUGGAGCAGUUGGAGCUGGAAUUGCAGCUUUAGCAGCUGGAAUUGGAGUAGGUCAAAUCGGUAAAGGAGCUUUAGAAUCUAUCGCUCGUCAACCAGAAGUGGCUGGAGAAAUCCGUUCUAACAUGAUCCUUGCUGCUGCCCUUGUUGAGGGUGUUGCUCUUUUCGGAGUUAUCGCUGGUAUCUUAGCUAUCAAAUUUGCUUGGAAACCAAUUUUAGAAGCGUUGAACGAACGUGAAAGCAAUAUUGCAGAUAGCAUUGCUUCAGCAGAAAAAAUGAAAUCAGAAAUGGCUUCAAUGAAAUCUGAAAACGAAAACUUGUUAAACCAAGCUCGUGAAGAACGUUCUUUGUUAUUAAAAGAAGCUAAAGAAACUAAAGAUAAAAUCAUAAACGAAGCGAAAGAUCAAGCGAAAGAAGAAGCUAACAAAAUUAUGUUAGAAGCUCGUCAGCAAAUUGAAAUGCAAAAAAAUGCAGCAAUCGUUGAUGUAAAAAAUCAAAUUGGUUCU